CCGAAAUGAAAGAGGCCCAAGAGGACCACGCUCUAUAUAUAACGCUCACAGAAAAUACACAAAGGGGAAAGCAAUAGAGCGGUUAUUAGCUUCUCUGUGUGUGUGUCUAGGGUUUUAUUAGAGCUCGAUUCUCCAAGGACGAUGACUCGCGUUUACGUUGGGAAUUUGGAUCCUCGAGUGAGUGAUAGGGAUCUUGAAGAUGAGUUUCGCAUGUUCGGCGUUCUUCGCAGUGUGUGGGUUGCUCGGAGGCCACCGGGAUAUGCCUUUGUUGAAUUUGAUGAUCACAGGGAUGCUCUUGAUGCAAUUCAGAGAUUGGAUGGAAAAAAUGGUUGGCGUGUGGAACUGUCCCAUAACUCCUCUAAGGGUGGUGGUGGUGGUGGUGGUGGAGGCCGUGGCGGGCGUGGUGGUGGAGGUGACGACUUGAAGUGUUAUGAAUGUGGUGAACCCGGUCACUUUGCUAGAGAGUGUCGUAUGCGUGUGGGUUCACGAGGAUUGGGUAGCGGAAGGCGCAGAAGUCCUUCCCCUCGACGUGGCCGCAGAAGUCCCAGUUACGAUGGUUAUGGGCGCAGGACUUAUAGUCCACGUAGGAGGAGAUCUCCUCCUCUACGACGUCGCACCCCAUCACCUCUGCCUCGACGUGGACGCAGCUACAGCAGGUCCCCCCCAUACCGCCAUGCUCGACGUGUUUCUCCUUAUGCCAAUGGGGACUGAGCUGGAACUUGAUUUGAGCAAAUGCUGGAUGGAUGUUGAAAGGCUGAUAUCUUCCUGCUAUAAAGUAGUUCUAAUAGGAUUGGUUGAACUGACAAGAACCAUGUUAGUUAUGUUGAUGAUGUUAUGACAAUGCCUUCUGUUCGAAGUGUUUUUGCCGCAUAAAGGGGUGCCUUGGUCACCGUUUUGCGUCGGCGAUCUUGCUUCGGCUUACUGAAACUCAGAGGUCGAAUUUCUACUUUUAUGUUUCUCUAUUAUAUCUGUUUAUAUAUGUCUUUAUAUGAA
Molecule: messenger RNA, 993 nt
Organism: Rosa rugosa (rugosa rose)
Lineage: Eukaryota; Viridiplantae; Streptophyta; Magnoliopsida; Rosales; Rosaceae
Product: serine/arginine-rich splicing factor RSZ22
Exons: 6
Coding region: 142-711 (189 amino acids)
Biological process (GO): mRNA splicing, via spliceosome
Cellular component (GO): nuclear speck
Molecular function (GO): zinc ion binding; RNA binding
Source: RefSeq, a predicted model, not a curated record